AUGGCGCGCAAGCUUCAGGAAGCCGAGGAGACGAUUGAGCGCCUUCAGGGUGGUGACAGCUCCACGAGUCAGAACAUGAGAGCUUCCAUUGCCGAGAGUGUAGCUCCCGCAUCAAGCUCCUUCGCUGCUGAAGACCUGUCAACACGAUUGCCCUUAUCAUCAGGGCUCAACAUAGAGCCCAUAGUCCUGGAAACAUCGUCUGUCACACAUCAAAGCCGCCUCCAAGAUCCUCCUCGACCAACCACAGGUAUCGACGGUGCGUCGCAAGACGGAUUAGCGAUAGAUCUCAGCGUGGAUGAACAUGGCAAGAUAUGCUAUUACGGUCCUACAUCUGCUGUUCAUGAGCCUCUGGGUCUCGCAUCGCCAUCUCCAAACUCGAUGAGUCGCGGGGACGGAUCUAAGAGGACUGACGUCCGCGCUUACCUGGUAUCGCGAGCUCGAGAAUCGACCAUUUGGGAGGACUUUGCGCUUGGGAAUACAUCGCUCCAACUUGGAUUGCCUCGACAGGUUAUGGCAAAGCUCCUUCACCUGCACUGGACCUGGGUUGCUCCCAUGUUUAUGUGGGUGUACCGGCCGGCAUUCAUGCGUGACAUGACGACCGGCGGCCGUUACUACUCUGAGCUUCUCCUCCUCGUGCUAUGCGCUCAUGCCUCGAAAUACUACGACAGUAACCAUGCGCAACUACUCUUCUCCCGUGUUAGAUUCCUCCUCGGUGACGAAAUACAGAAGCCCAGUUCUAUACCUACUAUCCAAGCUCUUUUGCAAUUGAGUGCCCGGGAACUCGCUCAAGGCUCCAUCUCCCAAGCAUGGCUUUAUAGUGGGAUGGCCUUCAGAAUGUCAGCCGACCUUGGAUUGCAGCAUAAUGGGCCUGACAUAGCCGACCUCAAGGGACUGGACCCAGUAGACUUGGAAAUCCGAAAGAGGCUAUUCUGGAGCUGCUAUUUCUGGGACAAAGAUAUCAGCCUCUACACAGGGAGACUUUCCAUGGAUGACUCUGCAGAGUCUGAUGUAUGGUCGCCAUACUACGAAGACACUUCACCACUUACUCGACUAGCACCGAGUCAAUACCCCAGGAUGAAAAGUCACGCUGUGUCAUGCUUCGCAAACUCGUGUAAACUAUCUGUCAUCAUCAAUGACAUAAUAGUACAACUCUACUCAAAACGAAGCAGAGCUAUAACCGAGUCGUCGUUGAACGAUAUCAAAGCACGUCUUGAGACAUGGCGUGCUAAGUCGCCGGUGCAUCUGCGUUAUGACCCAGAGUAUCUACCCAACAUAUGUCCGCCUCCUCAUAUUAUUUCUCAGAACCUCCUUUACUUCAGCACGGUCAUUCUCGCCCAUCGCCCAUUCUGGUCAGCGCCAGCCUACUACCAAGUCUGCAUGAGCGCAGCGCUUAGCAUGGAGAAACUCCUCUUGAUGCUUGAAUCAACCUUUGGCUUCGAGAACAUCACGUAUCUCAUGGGCUAUUGCAUCUACACAGGUGCUUCAGCUGUGCUCGAAGAUGCGAAGAACAAUGACGGUGCAACGCAUCCCACUAUGCAGACCUUUCUCAGAGCGCUCAGUCGUGGCAUGGCAAAAUGUCCGCUCCUUAAGCGCAGCUUGCACAUCAUCAUAAAGGGCCUGAAGAGGACGCCAGUUCAACGGCCAGCACCUGAUCAGUCGUUAUCCGACAACACGGUCACUGCUACCAUGAACAGCUACAUCCCAGCCUUUCCGUAUCUUGACCCCGUAAGCCCGAAUGACUUUGACAUGGAUGCGUACUUGAAUAGCAUGAGCAUGGAUGCCAUGGCCUCGUUGGACUGUUACCCAGAGCUACAAAUUGAUCUUGAUGAAAUGAUGAGACAUGCACCGGCUUAG
This is a messenger RNA of Fusarium verticillioides 7600, 1854 nucleotides long. RefSeq lists its product as hypothetical. The transcript is spliced from 5 exons. The coding region runs from base 1 to 1854 and encodes 617 amino acids. Gene Ontology annotation, biological process: DNA-templated transcription. The record is from RefSeq and is a predicted model, not a curated record. NCBI's taxonomy places the organism in Eukaryota, Fungi, Ascomycota, Sordariomycetes, Hypocreales, Nectriaceae. Gene Ontology annotation, molecular function: zinc ion binding; DNA binding.